AACUCCAACGUGGAAAACCUGCCCCCCCACACCCUGCGCCUGCUCUAUAAGGAAGUUUCCACGCUGACGUCCGACCCCCCCCCGGGAAUUAAGCUCUUCCCUAACGAGGAGGACGUCACCGACGUGCAGGUCACCAUAGAAGGGCCUGAAGGCACCCCGUACGCGGGGGGGCUUUUUAGGAUGAAGUUGGUGCUGGGGAAGGAAUUUCCUUCGGCCCCCCCCAAAGGAUUUUUCCUGACCAAAAUCUUCCACCCCAACGUCGGACCCAGCGGGGAGAUCUGCGUCAACGUCCUCAAGAGGGACUGGAGCGCAGAGCUGGGGCUCAGACACGUCCUGCUGGUCAGGGGGGGGGCGUCGGGGUGGGACCCCCCCUCUAAAAGG
Phasianus colchicus (ring-necked pheasant) is the source of this 381-nucleotide messenger RNA. Lineage: Eukaryota; Metazoa; Chordata; Aves; Galliformes; Phasianidae. The record is from RefSeq and is a predicted model, not a curated record.